Messenger RNA from Aspergillus heteromorphus CBS 117.55, 840 nucleotides. RefSeq lists its product as uncharacterized. The coding region runs from base 1 to 840 and encodes 279 amino acids. The transcript has a single exon. The record is from RefSeq and is a predicted model, not a curated record. Lineage: Eukaryota; Fungi; Ascomycota; Eurotiomycetes; Eurotiales; Aspergillaceae.
AUGGAUCCCUUCCUCCUCCAUCCACUAAACGUCUUCAACGCGGCGUCCCAGCCCCAGGGCUAUAUCAAAACCGUCCAGAGACCGGGCAACGCGGGGCGCAGACUGACCGAUGAGCCCACCGCGAAGAAGUAUCCCAAGUCAACAAUCAUCAAAACCACCUUUGGCCUGACGAUGAAGAUUCUCUACGAGCCCGCGGACAACCAGUUCGCCGUGACUUUCAAAGUUGCCCCCACAGAACCACCCCUCGAGAGCAUCGACGCCAACAUUAAGAGCGCUACCACCACCACCACCAAGAACAUCAACACGAAGAACGUCUCCACCAAAACAACCAACUCCCAUUCCACCCCCAGUCUCACCCCCAGUCUCACCCCCAGUCUCACCCGCCACUACCUCAUCUACCCCGAACCCUCCACAUCAUUCAUCUUCCUCACGCACCCAGACCCCCUCUUCUCCCGCUCUCACAGCCCCACCCCCAUCCCCCUGCACGACGCCCUCUCCACCGCCACCUUCCCCGCCAGCGUGCUCGAAAAAUACACCAUCUGGACGAACACGUACAACGCGUACGUGGCGGAGCGAUGCGACGCGACAGACGACUACCUGGCGCCGGUGUUCCGGUCCGCGCUGGAGGAGGUCGUCUGGAAUGUGGCGGGGUAUUUGCUCGCGUGGCGGAUCGCGAUGGCGCCGCAUGUGGGCAGUGUGGUGUUUGCGGUGGGGUUGGUGAGGUAUCGUUUGGCGAAGGGGGGUGGGGGGAAUGGGAAUGAGAAUGGGAUGGGGGUGGUGACGAGGGGCUUUUUGGAGGAUCAGUUGAGGAUUUUGGAUUCUGAGGUGGUGACGGGGUAG